This is a messenger RNA of Geodia barretti, 411 nucleotides long. Lineage: Eukaryota; Metazoa; Porifera; Demospongiae; Tetractinellida; Geodiidae. The record is from the annotation of a GenBank genome assembly.
GGUGCCUGCUUAGUGUCCAAGGAAAUUCGUCGUGUUGUAAGUGUUGGCUCUAAUGGAUUCGUUGAUGGAUUCUCAGAUGGAUAUGUUUGCUGUGCUGAGUUCAAUGGCAUUAUGAGUGCCUUCAGAUACAACGCAGAGCUCACCUCCGCCACUCUCUAUACCACUGGAGCCCCCUGCCCAAGAUGUGCCAUAAAGAUCGUACAGUCACAGAUAAAGACUGUUAUAUAUGGUGGGCACCAAAUGGAGAGAGAAGCCGAGAAAACGUUGUACUGGGGGAAAGUAGCCACAUUGUAAGUUCUGAUUGUCUAUAGAGGGAAGAAGGGAAAAUUUGGCAAGGCUGUACAAAGGGAUACACACCAACUAUGAUACAGUAUUAUAAUGGGCCAAGUGCAAGAAUGCAAAAGCUUUUCA